CGGAUACCCCCAAGACUAGAACGGUCCAAUCAUGAGGCCCCAAAUCUGUUGCCAAUGGCGAUUUGAAUAGAGCAUAAUAGCCAAGAGGCAGUACAAUUAUGAAAUGCUAUAGUUUUCUUUGAUUCUUGACAGACUAUAGAUAUGCUGAGCUCAUAGAAAUGGUUUGAGUCUCUUUAUGUCUGGAGUACUUAUUGCAGGCGUUUCGGGAUAGCGUUCUUGUGUGCACCGACUGUGUCGUCUGCGAUUGUGAAGAAUUGAUGAAGGAUUCCAACUAGAGGCACCGUGUUCUGGAUAUAUAUAACUGACAGCAAUGAUGCUGUUGAAAUUGAAUUCGUCGCCUCCUACACUACUUGCAGUCAUUUUUAUUUGUCUUUACAUUCCAUUUAUUUAUGGCUCAAAAUGUGAUUAUACAGUGUAUGGAAAAGACGAUGCUCCAGCGUAUGAUGUUAUAUCCUCAUACAACAACUUUAAGGGGGUAGUGGGGGUAAGGACUGAUGGCAGAGGAGGCACUCAGGAGGGACAGACGUCAUAUGAAUUCAGGAGGAGAGCUGAGAGGGGAUACUUGACCAUUCCAACAAGAAAUUUGUUUUCGGAUGAUUUUCCAUCAGAAUUUUCUCUCACAACGACACUGAAGUUUGCAAGUGUAACCAGACGAGAAUCGUGGCAUCUUAUAGAGAUUUCAAGCCCUGAUGGCGAGACGGAAUUUGCCGUUCGCUUCAAUGGAAAACUGAAACAAGUACACCUUCUGUACAGAGACAGGGCCCACAACACACUCCAAACUGCCGAAUUUGACAAGAAAGAUACACGAAAUGUUUUUACUAAAGGUUGGCAUAAAGUUGGGAUCAGUGUACAGAGAUAUGAAUGUUCCUUGUAUAUUGAUUGUAACAGGAUACAAACUGUCCAGCUUAGUUCCCUACAUGUCAACACCUCGGGAUACAUGACCAUAGCCAAAUCUUUGUCCUCCAAACACAACACACCAAAGUUUUACCUCCAGCGUUUUGCCAUGUAUUGUGACCCGGCCACAUCAUCCAGAGACACGUGUCAGGAGCUUGAAGAUAUCGAGGACGACACACCCAGGACAUACAAAGACCUGAUGUUGUCAGACAAGCAACAACGUGGAGGAUCCAUUUGUUCCGGUCCAUGUCAGGCGGUAAAAGACGGAAGACCGGGAAAACAGGGGCCACAAGGUCUUGCCGGAAAACCCGGGACACCUGGAGAAGCGGGACUUCCUGGAGAAAGAGGACCUGCAGGGAGAGACGGACAAGAUGGCAGACCAGGGGAACCAGGCAAACCUGGAAAACCAGGCCUCCAGGGUCCAGAAGGAGAAAGGGGACCUCGGGGCUAUGCCGGAAAGGAGGGACUCCCAGGAAAGCCUGGAAUUUCAGGAAAAGAUGGAAGUCCAGGACCAAGAGGACCACGUGGGGAAGAGGGUCCUCGAGGAGAACGCGGCGAGCCUGGACUGGAGGGACCAGCAGGUUCACCCGGAGAAAGCAUUGCGGGCCCUGAAGGACCAGAGGGACCGCAGGGGUCACCAGGACAGCCGGGUCCACAGGGACUUCAAGGGACACCAGGUCUACCUGGCAUUACCGGGAAAACGGGUAAAGAUGGAGAAAAGGGUGACAAGGGCGACCCUGGCCAACCCGGAUUACCGGGAGCAACAGGGGCUCAGGGUUUACAGGGAGUUCCCGGACCCCCGGGACCACCAGGGGCAUCGAUAAGUUCCGUCGAUGGAGAAUCGGGAAAAGUACUACAAGUACAGGGUCCAGCAGGUCCCGAGGGACCACAGGGAAUACAGGGAAAUCCUGGCUUACCCGGGUUACCUGGAGAGAAGGGAAGUCCAGGACAGAGGGGAGACAGGGGUGAAAUCGGAGAGAGAGGAGAACAGGGAGUUCCUGGAAUUGAUGGAAGACCGGGAACCGACGGCUUGCCGGGAACACCCGGCAAUUCCGGAAAAGAUGGCAAAAUGGGUCCAAAAGGUGAAGCAGGCACGGAUGGAGCCCCUGGGCUGGACGGAGUACCGGGAAAGCAUGGAAAACAAGGCGAACCUGGAGAAAAGGGAGAAAGGGGGGAACCUGGUAAGCCUGGACCCCCCGGACCUCCAGGACCAGCAAUCUCCCCCUUUAUGAGUGAUGAUCCAAAUGCUAUCAUGGAUUAUGAAUAUAAAUUCAGAGGCGAACAGGGUUUAACCGGCCAACCUGGACCUUCUGGGAAAGACGGACGCCCCGGACAUCCUGGAAAUCCCGGAAUGCCAGGAGAGCCCGGACAGCCCGGAAGAGCGGGACUAAUGGGAGAACAGGGCGACCCUGGUGACGUGGGGCCACGGGGAAUACAGGGACCCCCAGGCCUAAAAGGAUCUCAGGGUGACCCCGGAAUAGACGGAAUGCAGGGGGAUGCUGGCAUGACUGGUGCUCCAGGCCCAAGGGGGGAACCGGGCAAAGACGGAAGACCGGGUCCACAAGGAAUUCAGGGAAUAUCGGGUCCAAUGGGACCGAUCGGUCCUAUUGGACAACCAGGACCACCUGGUCCUCCCGGCCCUCCAGGACCAGUCUUUGAUGUGAAAUCCAUUAUAGGGGGCAUGACAGAUAGUAAUGUACUAGGUCCCAUGGGUGCCCCGGUAAGUUGUCACCAGCGACAAGGAUAUCCGGGUCCAUCAGGAGCUCCUGGCCUUACUGGAAUGCCCGGUGAGCGCGGAUCAACUGGUGAGAGAGGUCCGCCUGGAUCAGUGGGUGCACCAGGAGUUCCUGGUAUUUCCGGUCCUCCAGGACAGCCCGGACCCCCUGGACAAAGAGGACAAGCGGGUAUGCCGGGAAAACCAGGUUUACCGGGACGGAUGAUUCCAGAAUCUGAAAUAAGAGAACUUUGCAUGAGACUUUUAAGAGAGAACUUUGAAGAACUUGUUGAGGGACUGCGGGGACCUCCAGGACCACCGGGUGUGGGUAAACCUGGAUCUCAAGGACCACCAGGCCGAGUUGGUGCUCAAGGUGAGCGUGGAUUACCUGGACCGGCAGGUGAGCGAGGAUUUGUAGGAAUGCCAGGUCUUCCAGGACCCAUGGGUCCACAGGGUCCCCCAGGACAAGAAGGUCCAAAAGGUGAAAGGGGAGAGGUAGGGGAAGGAACACAGGGUAAACCAGGAAAUCCAGGAAUACCAGGACCCCCAGGUCCACCGGGUGAGGGAGUAGUGGGUCGACCAGGACAGCGUGGAAGUCCCGGAAUAGGAGGACAGCCGGGUCGUCCAGGACCCCCAGGCAAAACUGGGCCCCCAGGAUAUUGUGAAUACUGUAACUUUGCACCAGGAGCUAGGUCUCCGGACUAUAUACAACUAGGACCAGGACGCCAAAACAUCAAAGGCUAAAAAAACCAUCUCAUUUGUGAAUUCCGUAUAUAUGUGAUAUCAUCUGUACUUGUGCGUUUGUUAAAUACCAUCUUUUUGUACAUCAAUGUUAGUGCUGCUUCCGUUCAUAUAUUUAAUUAUGUGUCCACACGAUUUAAUUGCUGUAGAUGUUUCAUAGGUUGCUUGAUUUCUAGUUGUAGUUUAUACUGUGAGGCCAGUACCCGUUACUGAUUCAGGUAUAUCAAUCUCUAAAAUAUCAUUUCCUUUCUUUUUCAUUUUUUUCUCUUUUUAUUCCUCUACUGAAAGACUUGCUGCACAAAUAGUUAAUUAUAUCGAAAUAAUCUUAUGGGUUUUAAAAACUCUUUUGGGUGUUUAUAAGUUGUAUAUUUGUGUUGUGCUUUCCUUUUGUUUGAUAUAUUUUAAUUUCUAAAACGUGCCAUAAAAUGUGUUUUUGUAUUAGCACAAUGUAACUAUAUUUGUUAUAUAUUUAUGUCGCUUUGCGGUAAAAAUUCAACACGGUCCAUUAUGCAUGCAAGUAAAAAUAUUUAAAUUUAUUUUGAUAAAAAAAUAUAUCUAAAUAAAUAACUUUGAAGACUUUUGAAUUUCCACUUAAUUUAAUGAAUUGAUGCUAGAUUUUUUUGAAUAUUUAUGAAGAGGUGUACAUUACUAAUAAACGGAUCUCUUUUUCACCAAGUUUUAAAAUAA
Messenger RNA from Saccostrea echinata, 4036 nucleotides. Its product is annotated as collagen alpha-1(I) chain-like. Bases 311 to 3352 code for a protein of 1013 amino acids. Lineage: Eukaryota; Metazoa; Mollusca; Bivalvia; Ostreida; Ostreidae. The record is from RefSeq and is a predicted model, not a curated record. The transcript is spliced from 40 exons.